Pipistrellus nathusii (Nathusius's pipistrelle) is the source of this 681-nucleotide messenger RNA. The record is from the annotation of a GenBank genome assembly. NCBI's taxonomy places the organism in Eukaryota, Metazoa, Chordata, Mammalia, Chiroptera, Vespertilionidae.
AUGGUAGAGGAUGAGCUGGCCCUGCUGGAUAAAAACAUAAAUGAAUUUUGGAAUAAAUUCAAAGGCAAUGUCAACGACACCUCCUGUCAGAUGGUGGGUCUAAGAGAUGCCUACAAGGACAUCAAUAAAGCAUUUACAGAAAAGCUGGCUGUGAAAUUGAAGGAAGAAGAGCGAAUGGUUCAGAUGUAUCUAGAAUAUCAAAAUCAGAUCUGCAGGCAGAAUAAGCUUAUUCAGGAAAAAAAAGAUAACUUGUUAAAGUUGAUUGGUGAAGUAAAUGGCAAAAAGCAGGAUUUGGAAAUACUGACUACAACUAUCCAGGAUCUUAAGGAAGAAUAUGCUAGGAAGAAGGAAACUAUUUCCACUGCUAAAAAAAUGAGUGAAGAGAGGUUGCAAAGGUUACAGAAGUCUGUAGACAUAUUUAAAGAUCGACUUGGACUAGAAAUUCGAAAAAUUUAUGGUGAUAAAUUGCAGUUUAUAUUCACUAAUAUUGACCCUAAGAAUCCUGAUAGCCCAUAUAUGUUUUGCCUGCACCUAAAUGAAGCAAGGGACUAUGAAGUGUCAGAUAGUGCUCCUCAUCUUGAAUGCCUAGCGGAAUUUCAAGAGAAUCUAAGGAAGACCAAAAAUUUUUCAGCCUUUCUUGCCAAUGUUCGAAAAGCUUUUAGUACUAUGGUUUAUAGUUAA